Messenger RNA from Pangasianodon hypophthalmus (striped catfish), 5681 nucleotides. RefSeq names its product muscleblind-like protein 1. Gene Ontology annotation, molecular function: metal ion binding. Bases 1364 to 2539 code for a protein of 391 amino acids. The record is from RefSeq and is a predicted model, not a curated record. Lineage: Eukaryota; Metazoa; Chordata; Actinopteri; Siluriformes; Pangasiidae. The transcript is spliced from 11 exons.
UUUCUGUGUCUUGACUCUCUCAAGAUUUUCUGUUUUAGCGUCUUAUUACACACUUAUUACAUAUUUAAUACAUUUUCCUUUUCCUUCUCAAAACCCUUUUCUCUUAGACUCUUAGACAUUUUUUUUAUAAAAUAAGGAGCUUUUUUUUAUUCACUAGCUCUGUGUCUGUAUGCUCCAUUCCUUUCUUACCUCUCCCUGCCUUUUCCCUCAUCUCUCUCUCUCUUUCUCUCUCUUUCUCUCUCUGUCUCGCUCGCUCGCUCUCUCUUUCUCUAUCUCUCUCUCUCUGUCUCUUCCUGGUGGGAUGGUUGAGGGGCGGGGCCUUGGCUGUGAGUGGCGGGAGGGACUCAGACGCAGAGCCACAGGCAGGAGAGUGUGUGGUGUGUGCAUGUGUGUUUCACCGAGGGAACGACCGCACUAGAGAGAGAGAGAGAGAGAGGUUGUGUGUAUGGGAGAGUAUAGGUCUCUAGAUGGGGAGAACGCUUGGAGUGUGACACAUACACACACACAUACACACACACACACACACAUACACUGCUGGUCAGAACAAUGAGCCUCUUAGCUCCGGCGACUCUGCCCAUCCCGUCCGCCUGCGUCUGAACACACGCUCUCUCUCACUCACAAACACACACACACACACACACACUCAUCCUGUUCGCUCACACAUGCUGCUCAGUGAUGUGAGGUUGCUACUGACAGACGUGCCUUUGACAUCCGCUGCUGCUUGGACUGCUUGAAAGGGCAACGCCACCCCCCCGCCCCCUUUUUCCCGCUUCUGCCACCCGCCACCCGCUUCAGUGCCAAGUGACGUCCGCAGUCCUGGACGAGAACGGGCUCUGCUACGCACCUGGUCACCACAGCAACACCCUCCGCCCCCCUGCCGUGUGCCCCCAUGUUGCUUCUCGAGUCUGUGUCAUAAGGACGGAUCCAGGCAGUGUGCGCGCGUGUGUGUGUGUGUAUGUGUGUGUGUGUGUGUGAGUGAGUGAGUGUGGGCGAGAGGUGACUGCUACUGCCUCUUUCCACACCGCCGACUCUCUCCCCCUCUGCCCCCGCAACCACACGUAAUCAAUAAUGAGUUUCACCAUCCGUCUGGCCUGGCAGCGCAGCUGAGGAGAGACUGACUGACAGCGAGACAGAAAGAGUGAGCAAACGAGAGACGGAGGCCUCCACAGAUAGAGGCUUCAAAAAACAAAAAGGUCACAACAAUGGGCCUCUGAGUUUUGAUUUCUGAGUGCCUACAAACGAAAAGCCAAAACACAUCCAAAUCUCGUCUCUCUUUCCGAGUGCACAAACCAAACCGGACAAAAAGCUCCCUCUCCAUCAGCGCCAUCAUAUCGUCUGGAUUUUUUUUUGCUUUUAAGCCAAAAUGGCGGUUAAUGUGACGCCCAUCCGGGACACGAAAUGGCUGACGCUGGAAGUGUGUCGCGAGUUCCAGCGAGGCACAUGUUCCCGACCCGACUCUGAAUGUAAGUUCGCCCAUCCGGCCAAAAGCUGCCAGGUGGAGAACGGGAGAGUCAUCGCCUGCUUCGACUCCCUCAAAGGCCGCUGCUCCAGAGAGAACUGUAAGUAUCUGCACCCUCCGCCCCACCUUAAGACGCAGCUCGAGAUCAAUGGCAGGAAUAACUUGAUCCAGCAGAAGAAUAUGGCCAUGUUGGCCCAACAGAUGCAGCUGGCCAACGCCAUGAUGCCUGGCACACAACUGCAGCCUGUGCCCAUGUUCUCUGUUACGCCCAGCCUGGCCACCAACGCCACAGCACUGGUUAACCCGUAUCUGGGCCCCGUGUCUCCGGGCCUGGUGCCCACCGAGAUCCUGCCCAGCGCACCUGUACUAAUGACCAGCACCCCUAACGUCCCUGUGCCCGCUGCAGCUGCCGCCGCCGCCCAGAAGCUCAUGAGGACAGAUCGGCUGGAGGUGUGUCGGGAGUACCAGAGAGGUAACUGCACGCGAGGUGAGAACGACUGCCGCUUCGCUCACCCAUCCGACAGCGCCAUGAUCGACACCAACGACAACACAGUGACCGUGUGCAUGGACUACAUCAAGGGCCGCUGCUCACGCGACAAGUGCAAGUACUUCCACCCUCCGGCGCACCUGCAGGCCAAGAUCAAGGCCGCGCAGCACCAAGUCAACCAGGCGGCCGCCGCCGCUGCCAUGACUCAGUCGGCUGUCAAAUCACUGAAGCGACCCCUCGAGGCAACCUUUGACCUGGGGAUUCCGCCCGUUUUGCCUCCAUUACCAAAGAGACCCGCACUUGAAAAAACCAACGGUGCCACGGCUGUGUUCAACACUGGCAUGUUCCAGUACCAACAGGCCCUGACCAACAUGCAGUUCCAUCAACAGGCGGCUUUCAUACCAUCAGGCUCAAUAUUGUGCAUGACACCCGCAGCGAGUGUUGUUCCCAUGAUGCACGGUGCUUCGGCAGCCACUGUGUCAGCAGCCACCACAUCCGCCACAAGUGUUCCCUUCGCAACAGCCACAGCCAAUCAGAUUCCAGUAAUAUCUGCAGAUCAUCUGACUAGUCACAAAUAUGUGACUCAGAUGUAGGACUUCAAACAAUCACAUCCAAGUGUGCUUGUGUGCCGUCCAAAUUUUAGGAUCCACCCUUUACACACCAACCAAGAGCAACAGAAGAUAAGAAAAAUCAUGUUACCAUUCCCUGGAAUGACGGAAACACGCAUGCUAACACUGUUAAGGAUUUGAUAUAGUUGAAAGUGAAAAAAAAAAAAAACCUCUUUUGAUAAUUUUGUUUUUUUUUUUGGUAGCGGGGUGAAAAGAGCAUCACCGUCUGUCUUUUUCCGUCUGCGGAUGGUACAAAGCAUGUCUGAACCAUUACAACGACGAGAAGUGCACGGUGGUGUCUCCUGUCAUGUCUUUUAGUACAAAUUUUUGGUUUUGUUUUGUUUCUGGGACGGAGGGAAGGGCGUUUUUUUUUUUUUUUUUUGGUUCUUUUUAUGGUUUACAAACCACGGUGCACCUUGAAAACUCUCAUUUAAAUAAUGUCAAAGGAACUUGCAAAAGAAUGUCAUGUAAGACUAGAUAUCGUGCAUGCAGUGUUCCAUUUGUGAGCAGAUCUUUUAUAGGACUUGAUUGUAAAAAGGUGCAGGGAGGACGGAGGACACACACACGCAAAAAUGACAACUGAAUGUCCGAGAUCUUAAACACAGCAGUGUUCCUUUUUUUCGAAGCACAUCAAAGUGUCGAUCUUCAUGUUGCGGACUCCACAUCAAGUGCCAUAGACAGUACUUGCAUCCAAAAAAAAAAAAAAAAAAUACAAUAGACUUAUUAUAGGAGUGUUACAUGUUUGUAUUAUUAUUGCCUUUAAGUCUCAAAUGUGUUGUCUGGUUCUCUGUUUUAUUUUACAAUCUUCAGUAUUUUGUUUUAUUUUCAUUUGUUACUUGCCCAAAAAUCCCAAAAAAAAACCAAUCGCCAAAAAUGUGUCAAUACUGAAAAUUCGAACGUUGUUUUAGCUAGUUUUAUUUACAUUCUCAUUUGCCAUUUCUUUUCAUUUUUAUUUAUUUAAAUUGAUUAUUUUAGGUUCUCGAGACUUUGUGCAGAAAGACUCAAAAUUAGUAAGGACUCCAUUCGCACGUUCCUGGUGGGCAGCGUGCAGGUUGUUUUUAUUUCGUUUUGUAAUCCUAGUUUUUUUUUUUUUUAAAUUACUUUGUAUUAUUGUUGUUAUUGAGUGUAGAAUUAGGUGUGAAUGGGUUGUAAUUCCAUAAGUGGGAAACGAAAAUAAGAGAAAAAUAGUAUUAAUGGGUUUUUUCUAUCUCUUAUGUAAGGUCCACUGUUUUAUUUUUCAUGUUUGAUCACAGGAUGUGGGUGUUUUUUUUUUUUUAUUAUUAUUAUUUUUUUUUUAUUUACUUCCUUCUCAGCCCUGUGUGGGAGAGCGAUGAGGCCCGAGGUCAGAGAUGCUACAGAAAGGGCUGUUGGGUAAAAAAUAAAUAUAAAAAAUACGACCCACUACACAGCGUGGGCGUACUGAUGAGCGUCGGUGCAUCGCUGCAUCCGAGGGCAGGAUUUUAAUGAUUGUAUGAUUCAAUAGUAAACGCCUUAGUCCACCAUUCAAGCAUGUCGAUGCUCAUAUUCCCCUGUUUUUUUUUUUUUUCUUAAAUUAUGGCUAUGUUUUUCUUUCAGAUUUUCCCCACAAUUUUGCUUGUUUUUCAAUUUGGUCACAUUAUUUUGUCUGUCUCAUAUAUUUGUCCAGAAAAAGUAGAAAUAUUCUGUCAUAUAACUAAGCUCGGAUACUGUUUUAGUAUUCCAUUUUGUCAAGUAAGAUUUAACUUUUGUAGAGUGUGAAAUAUUAUAAAUAAUGUGUUAUUUUUUUGUUUGUUUGUUUGUUUUUUUUGCGUUCUUCACACUAUACUCAGUUUUAAAGUUAUGUAGUGCCGAUUAUUUGAGUAUUGAAUAUUAGCAUAUUGAGUAAAACGGAAACGAUUUUUAUUUUUAGUGAAAGGUCAUUUUUGUUUUGUUUGAAAUCUUCGAACAAACAUCUUUUAUAUGAAUAUAUCUUACAACGAGGAAAUAGUUGCCAAGAGACAUAGCUGCUGUGGCAUCAACCAUGGCUGAUAUUGGAAUAAUAUUUUAAUGAUCUUCUGGUUUGUAAUUAGUCGUUCUAAUUAGAGAGAGAAAAAAAAGAUGAGUAUAGUUCUUAGAUGUUAAAGGUUGUUUUCUACUGUAUUCAUUUAAAAAAAAAAAAUAGUAACUAUCGUUCGAGUAUUUCCAAUCUCCCUAGACGUAAGGCCUUGUUAAAGGAAAAAAGCUGCAUAUGUGAUGGUGAUGGGGCAGAUUGGAUGGACGUGCGGUCAGGAGGGUGUGUGUUAAACCGGAAAAAAAAGGAAAACCCUUUUUAGGUGACGCCACACAGGUAAUGUUGGGGAUGAAGGGGACAAAAGUCGACUUUUUUUGCACUUCUGUACAUAGUCAAAAAAGAAAGAAUCGUGUAUAAUAUUGAGAUCUUAUUUUGAAUAAAAAAUGUCUAUAAAUAUGAGGAAUUUUGUUAACGAUAUUAAAAAAAAACACACAUACAGAAAGUCAGGCUGCUCGCAAAAAAGUGACACAGAAUUCCGAAAAGGGCAAAAAAAAAUUAAAACGUCGCUUUGCUUUUUUUUGUCAGCGGCUUGUAGCUUGCCAGAAAGCGUUCAGGUUGGAGGUGACCCUCGUCCUCCAGAGCAAGGCCCUAUGUGAAAAGCCAUGUGGCCUAAACCUGGUGGUUCCCCAACCCUGAUCCUGAUCCUGAAGCACAUUUUAGUGUUUUUCUUACUCGAACACUCCCACGUUGACUCAGGAGGGGUCUAUUUAUUAGUUGAUUCAUUGGAUCCGGUGUGUUAGAGCAAUGAAAACAAUAAAAUAUGUGGGUCAGGAGUAGAAAUUUGGACCAGGAUUGGGAAUCACUGGCCUAAUCUCACAAUGAAAUAGAUCCAACCCAGAUUUUCUCGUUUCUUUUCUGAGGAUUGCAUGUUAAAGGACGUAACAUAUACCACAAGAAAACUUCACUGAGUAAUACUGAAUAAACAACCAUGUUAUACAACUUAUUUACAGUAUACUUUGUAAUAUUAAUGUAACGGACUAAAAAAAAAAGGACAAAAAAACAAAAGUGGUUAACAAAAAAAAUAGAUUCCUAGAGAGCAUUUCCUCAUCAAGGUCUUAGCUCUUAUGGAGUAAUAACAACUGUACAUCAUAGCUAUAA